AUUUUCUCCUGUUUCAUAGUCAACCAGAACAAUGUUCUACGCACACUUUGUCCUCAGUAAAAGAGGGCCGCUGGCCAAAAUUUGGCUAGCGGCCCAUUGGGAUAAGAAGCUAACCAAAGCCCAUGUGUUUGAGUGUAAUUUAGAGAGCAGUGUGGAGAGUAUCAUCUCACCUAAGGUGAAGAUGGCACUCCGAACAUCAGGACAUCUCUUACUGGGAGUUGUUCGAAUCUAUCACAGAAAAGCCAAAUAUCUCCUUGCAGACUGUAAUGAAGCAUUCAUUAAGAUAAAGAUGGCUUUUCGGCCAGGUGUUGUUGACCUGCCUGAGGAAAAUCGAGAAGCUGCCUACAAUGCCAUUACUUUACCUGAAGAAUUUCAUGACUUUGAUCAGCCAUUGCCUGACUUAGAUGACAUCGAUGUGGCCCAGCAGUUCAGCCUGAACCAGAGUAGAGUGGAAGAGAUAACCAUGAGAGAAGAUGUUGGGAACAUCAGUAUCCUACAAGAAAAUGAUUUUGGUGACUUUGGAAUGGAUGACCGUGAGAUAAUGCGAGAAGGCAGUGCUUUUGAGGAUGAUGACAUGUUAGUAAGCACUAGUGCUUCUAACCUCCUGUUAGAGCCUGAGCAGAGCACAAGCAAUCUGAAUGAGAAAAUUAACCAUUUAGAAUAUGAAGACCAAUAUAAGGAUGACAACUUCGGAGAAGGAAAUGAUGGUGGCAUAUUAGAUGACAAACUCAUUAGUAAUAAUGAUGGCGGUAUCUUUGAUGAUCCUCCUGCCCUAUCGGAGACGGGGGUUAUGUUGCCAGAACAGCCUGCACAUGAUGAUAUGGAUGAGGAUGAUAAUGUGUCAAUGGGUGGUGGGCCUGAUAGUCCUGAUUCAGUGGAUCCUGUCGAACCAAUGCCGACUAUGACUGAUCAAACAACACUUGUUCCGAAUGAGGAAGAAGCCUUUGCUUUGGAACCUAUCGAUAUCACUGUCAAAGAAACAAAAGCCAAGAGAAAGAGGAAGUUAAUUGUUGACAGUGUCAAAGAGUUGGAUAGUAAGACCAUUAGAGCCCAGCUUAGUGAUUAUUCUGACAUUGUUACAACUUUGGAUCUGGCACCACCCACCAAGAAAUUGAUGAUGUGGAAAGAGACAGGGGGAGUGGAAAAGCUUUUCUCUUUACCUGCCCAGCCUUUAUGGAAUAACAGACUACUGAAGCUCUUUACACGCUGUCUUACACCUCUAGUUCCAGAAGAUCUUAGAAAAAGGAGGAAAGGAGGAGAGGCUGAUAAUUUGGAUGAAUUCCUCAAAGAAUUUGAGAAUCCAGAGGUGCCCAGAGAAGAACAGCAACAGCAGCAACGUGAUGUUAUCGAUGAGCCCAUUUUGGAAGAGCCAAGCCGCCUCCAGGAGUCAGUGAUGGAGACCAGCAGAACAAACGCAGAUGAGUCAGCCAUGCCUCCACCACCACCUCAGGGAGUUAAGCGAAAAGCAGGACAAAUUGACCCAGAGCCUGUGAUCCCUCCUCAGCAAGUAGAGCAGAUGGAAAUACCUCCUGUAGAACUGCCCCCAGAAGAGCCUCCAAAUAUCUGUCAGUUAAUUCCAGAGUUAGAGCUUCUCCCAGAAAAAGAAAAGGAGAAAGAGAAGGAGAAAGAAGAAGAAGAAGAGGAGGAGGAUGAAGAUGCUUCGGGGGGUGAUCAGGAUCAAGAAGAAAGAAGAUGGAACAAAAGGACUCAGCAGAUGCUUCAUGGUCUUCAGCGAGCUCUUGCUAAAACUGGAGCUGAAUCUAUCAGUUUGCUUGAGUUAUGUCGAAACACAAACAGAAAGCAAGCUGCAGCAAAGUUCUACAGUUUCUUGGUUCUUAAAAAGCAGCAAGCUAUUGAGCUGACACAGGAAGAACCAUACAGUGACAUCAUCGCAACACCUGGACCAAGGUUCCACAUUAUUUGAGCAGCUUAGAAGUAUUGUAGCUAGUGUUCAUUUCACUAGUGUGUAAAAAUUGCCCCCAUGUGUAGGGCACACAAAACCCUUUAAGAAAUUCAGAUUUUUCUGUACAAAGUCUCUGCAUUUCUCUUCAUUUUUUCCAGUAUUUUAAAUUCAUCAGUUUCAUCUUUAAGGGAAACUGCUUGUAUGGAUUGUGUUCUGAUGGAGAAAACAAGCACCCAAGAUUAAACAGUUCAGAAUAUAUGUGUGCAAUAUUGGCGCAUGCAAUAAUGUUGAAUAGCAGUCAAAAGUCAGGAUUUUUAUCUGUUCUCCAUGACUGCAGUGGAAAGGAAAACUUGUCAGGAAAAAUGUCUGAACUAGGGUGUGAAUCUUAGGAAGAAAUUGUCUUUUCCCAUCAGUAACACUGACAAUCUUCUUGUAACCACUGUUCUUUGGGAUGGUGCCCAAAACAGAUUGUCCUCGAGAUAUGUAAAGUGUAAUUCCAUGCUGACCAAGGGGGUGUGUGAAAUUGUGUUGUAACUCAUCCCCUUCAGUUACAAAAGGAUGGGACUAUUUUAAAAGCAUUCCACGAAUCUUUUUAAUGAACCUUACAAUCCUGAAAUCUGUUGUUUUAGUGAGGCUCUAAAAUCAGCAGAAAUAGACUUUUUAGAGUAGAAUAAUUUUAAACAAUUUUCCAAGAGCUAAAAAUCAAAGUUUUAAAAAGAUGUUUAGGUGUAUUGAAGUAUUCAGAUCAUGAAAAUAGAAAUUGCUAUUCCAACUGAAAGGACAAGACUGAUGGGAAAUCAUAUACCUGGUUGACUUAACCUUUCAGCAGACAAUGCUGUAAAAACUAAUGGCUUCUCUCAUAUUUAUUUUAAGUUUUAUUACUGACCUCUUUUUCCAACGCUGUACACUCUGUGUUUGGAACUUUAAUAGCUUUGCAACAGCAAUCCUGUAUCCAGUUUCCUAUAAUUUAAGUGAAGAAAAACAUCCAAUAAAGGCUUUAUAAGUAACAGACCAGAUAGCACCAGAAAUCAUGUGACUUAUGAUUAUCAAAAUGUCUUAACUUUUAGGGGAAAAUUACACUGAGAGUUCUAGCUUAAGUGGUGGCACUUUUGUGGAAAAAAUCACUUUCAAAACUCAGACUUCAGUGUAUACCCAGUAAUUUAAAAUUAAGUGAAAUGUUUUAAAUUUGUGAAUGCGUAAUCACUGUUUUGAUGAUUCAUUUUCUUGAGAAUGGUAAUUGUAUAAAAUUGCUAUUGCAGCUUUAUUUUCAAUAUAAUGUGCCUGUAAACCAUUGAUUUUUCUCCCUUUGUAAAAAGACAUUGUAGAUAAUUGAAUGAUUAUAGAAAGGUCAUUAGUUUCUUGUUACACAUUUUGUUAGUCUGGUUUUUGUUGCUUUAUUGGGUUUAAUAUUGUUCUUGAAAAUAGUUGAUGCUAUGUUAUGUAUAACUUUUCUAAUAAAAGUUGUGUUAUAAGCUGUAAA
Messenger RNA from Myotis davidii, 3383 nucleotides. RefSeq names its product RAD21 cohesin complex component (gene RAD21). The coding region runs from base 32 to 1924 and encodes 630 amino acids. NCBI's taxonomy places the organism in Eukaryota, Metazoa, Chordata, Mammalia, Chiroptera, Vespertilionidae. The record is from RefSeq and is a predicted model, not a curated record. Gene Ontology annotation, molecular function: protein binding; chromatin binding. The transcript is spliced from 13 exons. Gene Ontology annotation, cellular component: synaptonemal complex; cohesin complex. Gene Ontology annotation, biological process: mitotic sister chromatid cohesion; replication-born double-strand break repair via sister chromatid exchange; synaptonemal complex assembly.